GUGCACCGAAUCUAGGCCCGAGGCGGAUUUGUCGACUAUAAAAAUUUAAAAAAAAAAAAAUUUCACAAAACACGGAAAAAGCUUGCAAGAUCUUCUCCCCUUCUCAAGUAUCAAGCACUUCGCUCCGCCUCCUUGCUACGCUCUCGAAAUCCACGCUUUUCUUCGAGUGCAAAGUUCGACCCCGAUCUAAACAAAAAUGCAAGAACGUGUCUUUAUCAUUGGCCGCUAUUUCUAACAUGACGAACCAUUUAUAUAUUAUGUGCAGACACGUCAACACGCGCAUCUGUCAUUCUGCAUCUCCCACCACUCCAUCUGAGACCAGAUUUCUGAAGAACUGAACGGUUCGAUGACCUCUGACUCCUGAUAGAGAGAGAUACACCCUUCAUCCUCAUACUUCCGCGUCCUACAAUCUUGUAACUCAUCCAGAUCCGCACAAAGAAAAACCUUCCCAUGUCUUCUACUGCGUCGGACUCUCAUGACCAUUCGCAGUCCGAACAACCAACUCGCAAACCCAGGAGAACCUACAGGGAUUAUCCUUCUAACAAUAAGUUCUUUUGUCAUGGCAGGCUAAUUUCUGGUCCAGAUGCCCGAUAUGUUGUCACCACGCUAUUUUGCAUCUUCGCUCCCAUAUCCCUUUAUUUCAGCACGGUCGUCGUCUACUUCAUCAGAGAAAUAGAACUGGGGUACAUACUGAUCCCCUUCGAGGCGCUCCUGCUCAUCUUUAUGUGUUCGGCGCUGCUCAAGACGUCGUGCGUAGAUCCGGGCAUCAUACCGAGACAGCGCGCUCCAAGUGGAGAUGCCUUCAACUUGCCCGCGCCCUACAAGACAAUACAGAUAACCUGUCGUGGCGCUUCUAUCGAUUACCAAUGCAAAUAUUGUGACACUUGCAACCUCUACAGGCCCGUCCGCGCCGUCCACUGCGGAGCGUGCAACUCCUGCAUCGAAAAGUUUGAUCACCAUUGUCCCUGGAUUGGUAAUUGCAUUGGAGCUCGUAACUACAAAUACUUCAUAAUGUUUCUCUUUGCGGCUCUGCUGAAUACAGUAUACGUCCAACUCACAUCGUUGACCGAACUCUUAUACCGAGUGCAUUUGUCAGAAUUCAGAUUAGCCGUUAGGAAUCCUUCCAGCCUCAUCAUAGUCAUAUACUGCACCGUGUGCGAACUGGUCAUUCUCACGCUCCUGGGCUACCACCUUCGCCUCAUCUACCUUGGAGUGACCACGAACGAACAGCUCAAGGGCACGUUCCAAAAAGGGAACCCCUAUAGCCGCGGAUUCUUCUGGAACAUCACGGACGUGUGCUGUUCUUCUACGCCCCCGACAUACGUUUUAUGGAGAGAGAAAAACGCCACCACAGACGCCUAUAGCAACAAGUCCCAAGAAGUGUGAAAAAAAAAAAAAUUUUUUUUAGCAAUUUUUUGCAGGUCUCGGGACGUGAAUCUCUCUCGCAAGAAGUGUUACGCCUCAUUCUUUCGGUUGUUCGACUGUGGCACCUUUUGGGACCCCUGCAACCGCAUGUUCCCCCGCAAUAUCGCAGGCAUGUGCCGCCCUUCCACACCCCCGACGUACGCUUUGUGGAGAGAGAAAAACGCCACCACGGACGAUCGUAGUAGCAGUCAACCCCGAGAAGUGUAAAAAAAAAACAAGAAAGCGAUUUGUAAACGUUAGAAUCUCUCAUGAAACGCCACCACGGGCGAUCGUGGUAACAAUAAACCCCGAGAAGUGUAAAAAAAGAAAAAGAAAA
Messenger RNA from Schistocerca gregaria, 1741 nucleotides. Its product is annotated as palmitoyltransferase ZDHHC18-like. Gene Ontology annotation, cellular component: endoplasmic reticulum; Golgi apparatus. NCBI's taxonomy places the organism in Eukaryota, Metazoa, Arthropoda, Insecta, Orthoptera, Acrididae. Gene Ontology annotation, biological process: peptidyl-L-cysteine S-palmitoylation; protein targeting to membrane. Bases 451 to 1386 code for a protein of 311 amino acids. The record is from RefSeq and is a predicted model, not a curated record. Gene Ontology annotation, molecular function: protein-cysteine S-palmitoyltransferase activity. The transcript is spliced from 7 exons.